AUGGCUGAAAAUAAUGAGCAAUCUCAGCAGCCUCUUUUCAUGCAGAAUAUGACGGUUGAUUGGGGAAGAUUCCAAGGGCUUGAAAAUUUUCAAUAUCCUAAUUUUCAAGGCCCCAAUUUUCAAGGUCCGAACUUCCAAGGUGCAAACAUUCAAGGUCCCAGCUUUCAAGGCCCUAAUAUUCAAGGCCCGAAUAUUCAAGGCCCUAAUAUUCCAGGUCCUAAUAUUCAAGGUCCUAAUAUUCCAGGUCGUAAUAUCCAAGGCCCGAAUAUUCAAGGCCCUAACAUUCCAGGUCCUAAUAUUCCAGGUCCUAAUAUUCCAGGUCCUAAUAUUCCAGAUCCUAAUAUUCCAGGUCCUAAUAUUCAAGGUCCCAAUUGUCAAGACCCAGGACCUGAUAAUAAUUUACAGCCCAACAAUUUUAGGUAUCCACAGUUCAACAAUGCAUUUGGGAAUUAUAGUGGCGGCUAUGGACCACUGGGUCAAUUUAAUCCAAAUUUCCCUAUGCGGCCUCCACUUUUCGGCCCGCCGAGGUUCCCAGGUCCUCCGAUACCAUCACAGCCACCGCCACCAUUGAUGGAUGAACAACAUUCAUUCCAACCCAGGUUUCGCCCUGACUUUCCAUAUGUGAAAAAGAACCCCAUUGAUGACAAAAUGAUGAAAAUAUUAUUACGUUGCGGCCUGACCAAGGAGACUAUUCGCACAUUGCCUCGAAGUUUACUUAAGCUUUAUCAAAGUGAUAACUGUGGUCUGUGUUCACAGAAUUUAGACACAAUAAGUGUGGCACGUUUGCACUAUAUAAGCAAAAAUCAUCAGAAGAAGCAAAAAAAAUGGUUAACAUCAAGAACGGAUUUAGGAUCACAUCGCAUUAAAGAGCAGCCGCUGAAGGCGCGGGAAUUAUACUGUGAAUUAUGUGAUGUCCACAUAACAUCUAAAAUACAUUCUGAAUCACAUUACUCUGGAAAGCCACAUAGAGCAAUUGUUGAAGGCCGCAAGGUCCCGAAGAAUCCAUUUUUACUACAAAGAGGAAUGGAAGAGAGAUUGGAUUUAUUAAUACGUCGCGAAAAGAAAUUCCUCAACGUAUCAGGAGAUCAGGAACCAAAAAAGAAAGAAGUGAAAAUUGUUCAGCCAGAACUAUACUGUGAGAUUUGUGAGACGUCAGUGACAUGUAGUGAGCAGAUGGUAAUGCAUUUGAACGGUAAACGGCAUUUGGUGAAAGAAAAGCAACAUAUACUCAAAAUGAUGAAAGGUGAAAGCAAUGAAAGUAAUGAAAGUGAAAAAGAAGAUCAGUUACAACAGGGCGAGGAAGAUAAUGUCGCUUCAGAAAACGAACAAGAAAAUUGGGAGGAUUUAUAA
Danaus chrysippus (African queen) is the source of this 1350-nucleotide messenger RNA. The record is from the annotation of a GenBank genome assembly. Lineage: Eukaryota; Metazoa; Arthropoda; Insecta; Lepidoptera; Nymphalidae.